This is a messenger RNA of Quercus robur (English oak), 423 nucleotides long. Its product is annotated as ubiquitin-conjugating enzyme E2-17 kDa-like. Gene Ontology annotation, molecular function: ubiquitin conjugating enzyme activity. The transcript has 4 exons. Gene Ontology annotation, cellular component: nucleus. Bases 1 to 423 code for a protein of 140 amino acids. Gene Ontology annotation, biological process: protein polyubiquitination. The record is from RefSeq and is a predicted model, not a curated record. NCBI's taxonomy places the organism in Eukaryota, Viridiplantae, Streptophyta, Magnoliopsida, Fagales, Fagaceae.
AUGACCACAGAGUUGAAAAAAUUCGAGAAAGACCCUCUGAUUCAUGCAGUGCUGGCCUUUUGGAUAAGGAUAUAUGCCACUGGCAUUCAUAAUAAGUUACUUUGGGUGUUUUAUGGUCACAUGAACUCUGCAUAUUUGUUUAAUGGACAGGUUUCCUUCAAGACAAAGGUUUUCCACCCUAACAUUGACAGCUAUGGUACAAUCGGUCUUGACAUUCUCAAAGAGAAGUGGAGCCCUGACCUUAGCAUAUCCAGGGUAUUUUCACUAUUCUAUCCAAAUUUUGAUGAUCCUCUGGUGCCUGAGAUUGCUUACAUGUAUAAGACUGACAGAGUGAAGUACGAGACUACUGCCCGAUCCUGGACCAGAAGUAUGCCAUGGCCUAGGAUUAUUGGACCCAGAAGACUGCUGAAGACUCCCUACUGA